Molecule: messenger RNA, 9621 nt
Organism: Chinchilla lanigera (long-tailed chinchilla)
Lineage: Eukaryota; Metazoa; Chordata; Mammalia; Rodentia; Chinchillidae
Gene: Adgrg4
Product: adhesion G protein-coupled receptor G4
Exons: 26
Coding region: 1-9621 (3206 amino acids)
Biological process (GO): adenylate cyclase-activating G protein-coupled receptor signaling pathway; cell surface receptor signaling pathway
Cellular component (GO): membrane
Molecular function (GO): G protein-coupled receptor activity
Source: RefSeq, a predicted model, not a curated record
AUGAAAGAACACAUCGUACAUCAGAGGCUUUAUGGAGUGAUUCUCAUAUCAAGUUUUAUCUUUCUCUCAGAUACGCUUUCACUAAAAGGGAAAAGGCUGGAUUUUUACGGAGGAGGCGACACACACGUAAGCCUGACCAACACCGUUCCUGAACUCAGCCGAUUCACAGCAUGCAUUGAUUUGGCAUUCACGGGUGACAGUUCAAGUUAUUGGAUAGCCUUCUCCUAUAUUACUAAUAACCCCUUCCUGGGCAGAGAAAACAUAGACCUUGGACUUGCAGGGAACCAUCAACAGCUAAUACUAUACAACUUGGGCAAAACCUUUUAUAUCAGUUACCAUCUAAUUCCGUUUCAGCGGCAUACAGUAUGCUUGAUAUGGGAUGGUGUGAAAGGCAGAUUAGAGCUCUUCCUGAAUAAAGAAAGGAUAUUGAUAGUAAUGGAUCAGCCACAAAACCUGAUGCCUAACGGGACUCUGGUCCUAGGACACUUUCCGAAGAAUGCAGUUGGUCAGAUUAAAAAUUUGGUACCUCGCUUUACCGGCAGCUUGUACUACUUUCAACUCUGGGACCGCAUUCUGGAAAAUGAAGAACUCAUGAAGUGUUUAGGCGGCAAUGUAGUUAGUUGGGAAGAAGAUGUUUGGCUUGCCAACAAGAUCAUCCCAACUGUUGACAGGAGACUGCGCUGCUUUGUUUCAGAAAAUAUGACAAUUCAAGAAAGAAGUACAACUCUGUCACAACAAGUACAGUUGACAACUCCUUCCCAAGUUACUGGACUAAAACCACAAAAGACUGCAUAUUACUCUGCUGUGAUAUCUAAAAGUAUGCCUAUAUUUGCAACUGAUUAUACAACCAUAUUAUAUUCCAAUAUAACACUGCCACCUUCGGAAACAACAGCUACAUCAAAAAUUUUAAGAACUUCGAUAGCUAAAACAGCUACUUCUGCAGCAGAUGCUUCAUCUACUUCUGCAGCCAUGACUCUGCCUACCCAGGGUACAUCCGUAUGCAAUGCCACUGAUUCCAUGAAAAUAACUAAAUCUCCAUCUUUAGAAAUCAGAAGGACAACAAAAAUAGUGGAAGCCAUGGCCACUAAGACUUUUCAUCCAACUACAGCUACUAAUUUCCUUUCCACAUCUGGAUUUACUGAGAAUUCAGUUGCACCCAAAACUUCAGCAAUUGAAUCUCAGUCAGUCCUUAUGAAGACAGCAUCUUUAUUUUCAACUAUUGAGUCAACAUCCAUGUCUACAACGUCUUGGCCAAAACAAAAAUCUACUGAUUUUACGGUACCCUCUAUCUCUACUUCUGGACAAGAGUUUCUUGUGUCUACAGCUGCUGGAACUGUACCUUUGUCCACAGGAGAGACUUCAGGUAAAACUACCAGCAUUAGGACUACAUCAGCAUUCACACCCAAGUCUCUGCUUAACUCCACAGCUGCUUCUGUGGAUUCUGUAUUUCCUAGAAAUCAGACAGUAUCUACAUUGGCAACAACCGAUAAGGAAAUAGCAUUUACAAUUCAUUCAGUGAUGCCUACUGAGACUCCAUCUCCACUAAUUGCAGCAGAAACAGAGUUGCCAUCUACAAACUUCCAGAAUGCCUCUUCACCCCAUGUGGAGGAUGCCAUAUCUACCUUCAUGCCACAAGAGACCUCUUCUACGUCCCUUUCUCCCAUGACAUCCUUUCCAAUUACUGGAACUCAGAGUGUACAGACAGGAAUCAAUGCUGAGAGUUCACACACAACCUUCACUCUUGGAAUCACACUUGCACCACCAGUGACUGAAACUACGACCUCCCCCACAGUCACAGAGCCAGUACAUUCCCAGAAUACACCCUCAGCUGAUGACCACAUGUUCACUUUGAUUUCCACUAUAUCAGCUUCCACACCCAAGGCAUUUGAAUUAGGCCCCACAUCUUUAACUGCUGAAACGGCCCAUUGGUUCUCCUCCAAGGAGACCACUUGGUCUUCUAGGCCAGACCAAACUCUGCUGACAUCUAUUAAUGCAACCACCGUACUUACAUUUGUGCCUAAUGAAAAUGUCACAUCAGCAUUCUUUGCAAAUACUACUAACACAGAAAAUUCAUCCACAGCUACUAAUCUUAUCACACCACUGGAAUCAUCCAUGGAAAGCAAUGCCAUCACUAGCACUGAUGCGACUGGAGUCAGAUAUACAACAACUCUAUCCAAAUUGACAUCUCCAUGGUUUGCUAAUUUCUCCACCAUUUCUGGAACCACAUCUGUAACCAGUCUUCCUGAAUUUAAACUCACAACCUUACUAAAAACCGUUCCUAUACCCACAGUAGCUGCAAAUGAACUUCCUUCUACACCUGGGGAGACAGCUGUCUCACCAGCAGAUAUAGGAUCUACCCUUGCUGACAUUAAACUGAAUUUCUCUACUGAGGACAGCACUUUAGGGACUAUACACCUAGAAACAGAUGGUACAAGUGCAUUUGGUGAUACAACAGCCCUUGUACCAACAUCUGCAGCAACACAAAGAUCCAGUGAUGCUAUGACAACUAAAGAAACGACUUCCCACCAUCUUGAAGGAAGAUCAACUAUAGCAGUAGUAUCUGAAAUUUCUUUGUUUCCAACAGCGCUGGAAGUGACAGAUGAAUCAGCUUCUGUCACUGUUUCCCCUUUCCCUGGUGCAGAAAAGUUGACUACCUCAUUGGACAGUAAAACUGCAACUGCUGAGCAGGAAGGGAGUUGGCUUUUGACAACAUUGAUGAAAACCACGCGUAAGAGUUCAUACAAUGGAACUACAGAAAUCUUUAAUUUGACCCACACCUAUACAGCCCAUCGGAUUUCAGAGACAUCCGAGGGGCAUUUAGCCCUAUCUCCCACUCCUGAGAGUACCCAGAUGUUCCCUGAACCCUUGCACACUUUCACCACAAGGAUAACAGGAACCUCUACAGACAGGACAGCUAUGUCCUUGUCUUCCACUACCUUGCCCCUAAAGACUGCAGCAACUCAUAUGCCUAUUACCCACAUGUUCUCACUGCCAAUUACUGUCUCUCCUGUCACCUCCAUGGUGGUAUCUGGUGAAACUAAGGCAACUACCCCUAUAACUUCUAAGCUGGCUAUGGAUUUUUCCACAUCUCUGCCUUUAGAUGUCUCAAACCUGUCAUUAGCUACAAUGACUUCAGCAUUGGUGCCACCAUUGAGUCAAACAGCUUCUAUGACCAGUGACAUCAUGCUUACAGAGACAGAUUCAAUUCAUACCACUUCAGAGGCCACAGUGAUCUCUACCACAAUGAUACCCAUGGCAGUUCCCUCUCAGACAGAAACUCUAGUCCCCUUGCUGAGAUCCCCCAUUCCUACCACAACCAAGACCAAGGCCACAUUUCCCUCCACCUCAGGUGACACAGUAACUCCAUCUGCACACACUCUUGUCUGCUCAAAACUUCCUGCUGACAAUAUUCCUAUUGUGUCUUCUACUCAUGUGAUCUCAACUAUGUCUACACCAGUAGCAACUCAACCCAUAUUACAAGUGCAGGAAUCAUCUACCUCUGCUCUUAGCCUUCCGUUCACUUUCAGUGGUGGUGGAGAUGUUGCUAGCUUGGCUCCUGGCACCACAGAGACCGUUACUGUUGCUGACACAAUACCUUUGCACACCUCUGCCAGCAAACUUACUGCCUCAGUAGAUGUCCACACUUCUCACUCUUCCACGUAUCUUAACAUACCAGCCUCCACUCAGUUGGUGACUGGCAUCUCCACCUUAUCUUCUGACAAAGAUCAGAUGACCACCUCUCUGGGAAAAACCUUUAGACCUAUGGAGGUGACAGAAAUGUCCCCAUCAAAAAAUGCUUUUAUUUCCUCUUCCCAGAGUACUUCAUCCUUGGAAAUGACUGAUGCAGGAUUUUCUGAGACCACAAAAGUUUCCAACCCCCAAACAUAUUCACCUUCAGAGAUUCCACUUGGAACUCUAACUGAUGAGAACUCACUUUUAUCUACUAUGUCCAACAGCACCUGGGUUGCACCUUCCUUGACUUCAAAUAAGACAGUAGAUGUUCACGUUUCAGAAAUGCCUAACAGCCUUGGGAAAAUAACUCUUCCUUUACAGUCUCUGACAAAAACCUCAUUUUUGUCUCCUGCAAAGGAAAGCACAGAUGCCCUUUCAGUUUAUACUCCCAGGAAUGUAGAAAUGGUAGUAAAUUCCUCCUCUGUGACUCACCAGAAUGUUUCCUUUGUAGAUACCACAAUUUCCAGGACAACUAGGACAUCAAAUCCUGAGCUCAUCAACACAACACUUUCACAGUUCUCUUCACUUGAGACUCAACCUGAGGUGACUUCAAUUACCUCUUCUAUUUCAGAAAGCACACAACCUUUCCCUAAAUCCUUGUCUCCUUCCACAGUUGGACUAUCCAACUCCAAAUCUACAGUUACCUCUACUAAUGGGAUCACUACAAACCUUUCUGUACCAAAUGCACCUACACUUCUUGGGGAAACCUCUUUGGAAACGGCAAUUCCUAUUUCCCAAAUAUCCUCAUUACCAGUUGGUGCCCCUACCUUCACCUCCAGCAAAGUUUCUAACCCUUUCACAAUAAUAAUGGCUAAAUCUUCCAGAACACCGUACCCAGGUUGUUUGCAAAGUCCCUCAGUAACCCCUUCUGGACCUGUGUCUGAGAUAGCUUCAGUUCCAGUCAGUGACUCUACUUUCUCACCUGCAGCAGUUUCUUCUGACACUUCCACAACAACUGAGUCAUUGUCUCCAGCUACCCCUAGGACUACUGUGACUACGCAGACAUCUACACUGAACGUCACACUUGUGGCAUGUACUGGGCUGACCUCAAAAAGCACGGUGGUUUCCUCUGCUUUCACUACUUCAGAAAUGACAGAAGUGCCCUCCAGGAUCACUCCCACAUCUAUUUCCUCUCCAACAGAGGCAACUUUUCUGUCCUUGAAAAUCAUUCCACACACUACUUUGGCUGGGGCAGUGACCUCAGAUGUAGACAGCACUGCCUCUUUACUACUCAGUUCUAAGAACACUGAAGCUGUUUCUUCCACUCCAAAGGCCGCGUUUUUCCCACCAGUGUCAACAACUCAGCAGUCACCACAAGAAGAUAAGGUUACAAUUCUGGGCAUAUUAUCUGGGAUUACUAACAGCUCCAUAUCUACUGUGAGCAACGGUAGAGCGACAGCUCUCACAAACGCUUAUUCUAGAAUUCCUGUCCCUGAAACAGUGCUUUCAUCUACCCCUUCAGCUAAUCGUCAUACUUCAUUGAAUAUUCAGGUUUCUCCAUCUUGGACUAACUUUAAGAGCACACCUGGACUCACAGAAAGUAUAGAAGCUACCACUACUUACCCUUCCUCUAACACAGGAAAGAUUUCUUUGUUAGAAAAUACCUCUUUAACAGGUGAGUUCACAAGAAGUACCACAUCUGAGGAGAUUCCUGUUUUGUACUCUUCGUGGACCCCAUCUAGUGCAACUACACCCUUUUUGACAUCACUUCUUUAUUCACCUUAUGGGACUGAAGCCAAGUUUUCUACUCCAAAGAUCUCUCCUACAUCUCAAAUGGUUGUAUUUCCAAUUAUGGGGACAAGAAUCACAUCAAGCAAUACCCAGUCUUUGCUUAUGACCUCCUGGAACACACACAGAGCUGAAGAUUCUCAGUUCCCACUUGCUACCACUACUCAUAUGCCUACACCCAACAAGAUGGAAGCAGAGACUCCACACUUUGUUCCUGGGUCUUUGUCAACGUUUGCAGCCUCUCGGACUAGUCUGGUCUCUAGAGAUGCUAUGGCAGCAUCAUCAAAUCCCACAUCAGGAAUUCUUCCUCAUUUGGGGAUUUCUGAGAGCCCUUCAUUAUCAACAUCUGUAAGGGCUAUCCUAACUAGGUGGCCUGAUAGUAAACACACAUUUGAGAAGACAACCACAUCUGGGACUACACUCCCACCAAAUCCUUCUCUAAUCCCCAAGAUCACUACUUCACCCAUGCUCACUUGGAUUUUAUCGAGUCUUCCAUCAGGUUCCCCCCUGACAACAGUAUCUAAUGUUCCUCAUGCUGCAACGUCCUCUAUAGUAGAGGUGUCCAAAUCCACAUUUCCUGCUUCUGACAUGAUCCCAACGUAUACAUUCACUAACUUUCCAAAACUACCAUUUGCCACUGGAAGCACUGUACUCACCAAAAUUACUUCUACACCUACAGUGGGAAGUACCACUAUUGGCUCCCCAACUUCCCUCCCUAUAUCUGUGAAAGUCACAGAUAACAGCCUGUACAGUCUCACAUCCCCUGAGACGACCUCCAGAACCGCUAUAACUGACAACUCCAGGACUGUGUUCCAACCUCCAUCCUUUAGUGGAAUGAGUGUAUCACCUUCUGCACAUGAUCACACUGUAUCUUUUGGUUCCAUGCCUCUACCUAGUCCUACAAAAAUGUCUGCAUGGAGCAGAAGCUCAGCUACAUCAGCUCCCCCUUCUUUAACUCUUCCCAAGUCCACACUGGACUCCCUUAUAAAUGUAACCACUACUACAUCUACCACUACUGGACCCUCAUUUCCAUUCAUAUCCACUGGAGUGGCACAGUCUUCUACAGCUGUUGUAUCUUCACUAAUCUCUUCCUCUUUUAAGGCAACCUGGCUGGACUCUACAUUUUCCUCUUUAACUACAGAAGUACUCACUUCACCAAUUGCUGGUGAGUCCAUAGUUUCCUUCUACAAUAUUGAAAUGAGGUUCUCUGUGCUUGAUGAAGAGUCAAGGGUCCCUACUGCCGGUGCUAUACAAGAAUUUGUGAAAAAUUGGUUGAAUUUUAUAUUUGAAGGCAGUGAAUUUUGUCUUACUAAUCUAGCUGUCCAAAUUAAAAGCAGAAACAUUUCUAAGGAAGAAAUGGCCUUGUAUCGGAUUAUUUUGGAACAGAGAGAAGGGCAAGCAAUGGCUACAAUUUCCCGUGUACCGUACAGCUGUGCUUGUCAGGCUAUAAUAAAGGCCAGCUCCUCUUUGGCGCCCAUGGAACUGAUCAGCCGGAUCAGAAAUAAAAUAUAUGGAAACCUCACACAUGGAAACUUCACACAAGAUAACUUGAUAUUGUUGGUAAAGUCUGACCAUGUUGUAGUGAAAAAGCUAGAGCCAGGAAAGUGCAAAGCAGAUGAAACACCCUCUCAAUACAAAGGGACAUAUAAGUGGCUAUUAACCAACCCUACUGAGACAGCCCAAGCUAGAUGCAUAAAAAAUGAGGAUGGAAACGCCACUAGAAUCUGUUCAAUCAACAUCCAAACGGGCAAAUCUCAGUGGGAAAAACCAAGGUUUAAGCAAUGCAAGUUGCUUCAAGGACUUCCUGAUAAGAUUGUGGAUCUUGCUAAUAUUACCGUAAAUGACGAGAAUGCGGAUGAUGUUGCAGAGCACAUUUUAAAUUUGAUAAAUGAAUCUCCACCUCUGGAUGAAGAAGAGACCAGGAUUAUUGUUUCUAAAGUAGCUGAGAUUUCAAAGUGUGAUGAGAUAAGUAUGAACCUAACCCAGAUUAUAUUACAAAUAAUCAGCGCUGUUUCAGAAAAGCAAAAUGAUUCAACCUCCAAUCUGCAUCAAGUAAGCAAUGCAAUUCUGAGGAUAAUUGAGCGUGCUGGCCACAAGAUGGAGUUUUCUGGAAGGACAGCAAAUGUCACUGUGUCCGGGCUGGCUUUGGCUGUGCUGCGGGUAGGCCAUGGUUUUGAAGGCAUGGCCUUCAGCAUUCACUCCUACGAAGAUGGCACAAGGCCGGAGAUUUACCUAGGUGCUGUCCCUCUGGGGAGGGUUUUGGCUUCCAUAUAUUUGCCUAAGUCACUGAGUGAGAGAAUUCCUCUUAACAACUUACAAACCAUCUUGUUUAAUUUUUUUGGCCAAACUUCACUCUUUAAGACCAAAAAUGUAACUAAAGCAUUGACCUCAUAUGUUGUGAGUGCUAGCAUUUCAGACACGUCCAUUCAAAACUUGGUGGAUCCAGUGGUUAUCACUCUGCAGCAUAUUGGAGGAAAUCGGAACUAUGAUCAGGUUCACUGUGCCUUUUGGGAUUUUGAGACUAACAAUGGGCUAGGUGGAUGGAAUUCAUCAGGCUGCAAAGUAAAAGAAACAAACGUAAAUUAUACAAUCUGUCAGUGUGACCAUCUCACCCACUUUGGAGUUUUAAUGGAUUUAUCCAGGUCAACAGUGGAUCCAGUGAAUGAACGGAUAUUAGUGAUUAUAACAUACACUGGAUGUGGCAUCUCCUCCAUUUUCCUGGGAAUUGCAAUGGUGACAUACAUAGCUUUCUACAAGCUUAGAAAAGAUUAUCCUUCCAAAAUCCUGAUCAACCUGUGCACAGCACUACUGAUGCUGAACCUAGCGUUUCUGAUCAACUCAUGGCUGUCAUCAGUUCAGAAUGCGGGCCUCUGUAUCGCAGCUGCAGUGGCACUUCAUUACUUCCUGCUUGUUUCCUUAACUUGGAUGGGCCUGGAGGCAGUUCACAUGUAUUUUGCUCUAGUCAAAGUCUUCAACAUAUACAUUCCAAAUUAUAUCCUUAAAUUUUGCCUAGUCGGUUGGGGAGUCCCAGCGAUCACCGUGGCAGUCAUACUGAGUGUGAGGAAAGAUCUUUAUGGGACUCUGAGCCCAACAACCCUGUUUUGUUGGAUUAAGGAUGAUUCUAUCUUUUACGUCUCAGUGGUGGCUUAUUUUUGCCUCAUAUUUUUUGGGAAUCUCUCCAUGUUCUGCACUGUUCUUGCUCAACUAAAUUCCAUGAAGUCCCAAAGGCAGAAGACUCGGCGCAAGAUGAUCCUACGUGACCUCAAAGGCACACUAAGCCUGACAUUCUUACUUGGCCUCACCUGGGGGUUUGCCUUUUUUGCCUGGGGACCUGUGAGGAUCUUUUUCUUGUAUCUUUUUGCUAUUUGCAAUACUUUGCAAGGAUUCCUCAUUUUUGUGUUUUACUGCGUGAUGAAGGAGAGUGUGCGGGAGCAGUGGCACAUACACCUCCGCUGUGGGUGGCUGCGACUGGAUAACUUUUCUGAUCGGAGCAGUAGAUGUGGUGUAAAUGUUGGGUAUAAACAAGAGCGAGUGAAGAAGACCUUUGAGCACAAAUUGUUGACACCAUCCCUCAAGUCAACUGCGACUAGCUCCUCUUUCAAAUCUCUAGGCUCUGUACAAGACACUCCUUCAGAAAUAUGCUUCUCAAAUGAUGACUUUGACGAAGAUCCCUACUGUUUAUCUCCCUUGAGUUGCAAAGUUAUGCCUAAUUGUUGGCUCAUCAAUCCCCGGAUACACUUGCAUGCCUUGGUGGGGACUAAUUUCUCAGCUGAGACAGCCCCUGAGGGAACAGCAAGGGAGGUUCUGAGGAAAGUAUCAGAACAGCAGCUCUCUGAAGCUGGUGAAAGAAAGGAUAGGUCAGGUUCUCAUUUAAAAGUUGUAGUUAAUAGUUCUAAUGAAGGUUCUAAUGAAAAGUUUAAUAAUAAGAAGAAUAUACACAGUGAGCAGAGGCUCUCCAGCACCUUGGAGAAAUGGAGACCCUACCGGAAGCGCUUCAUCAUUCCAGUCACAGCUCAGAAACAGCUCCCUAUUUGCACUCUCACCUACAAUUCUUUUCUAAAUUGGAAUGCCUCUCGUCGCAGCAUUAUUUAUGGUGACAAGGAGUUGCAGGCAAUCUGGCAUCCAUCACUGAGAGAGUGCAGAGGCGAAGGGCAGCCCUAA